AUGGAGGAAACAGUGCUCCUAUGGAGUGUCGGGGGAUUUGCAGUCGGUUGUGUCUUUGGAGCGCUGGUGGUAAGAAGAUUACCUUUUGGCAAAAAAGCCUUAACUUCACAAACGAUAAACAAUGCAGAAUUGCUUCGACCGCUGAGUUUUUCAAGCGAAAACAUCUACAGUAAUAUGACGUUAAUGUUAGGUUCGCCAACUGCUAGUGGCCUUAUAGAGUCACAAGAAUAUCCAAUAUAUGCAGCAACAGCAAAUUACCCAAACUUAGAUGGAAACAGGUUAGUUAUGUCCCAGUUUAAGAUGAUCUGGGUGGAAAGGAUUCAACCUCAUCCCCAAAUCUUUUUAAUUGAUAUGUCAUUACAGCAAAAUCAUAAAACCAUUCUUUAUUUUGAGUGGUUCAGUAUAAAAUGUUUUGUGGAAAACGAACAAUCUGUACACUUCUUAACAGUGGCACUUCGCUUAGAAAGAUCUCACUUAGUUGAACCAUCACUUAUGGCGCGUUAUUUGACUGAAGAUGUUUAUGAAGAGCUCUAUCAACGAAAGACCACUUCUGGUACCAACCUAGAUUCGUGUAUUCAAACAGGAAUUGACAAUCCGGAAAAAGUUAGUUGUGGUAUUGUUGCCGGUGACGAAGAAUGUUAUGACGUAUUUGCUGAUAUAUUCGAUCCUGUUAUCACCGAUCGUCACCGUGGCUUUAGACGUGGUGUAAGACAGCAAGAAACUAAGUUGAUCGUUGAUGGCUUGAAAGCCGAACCAUUUGAUUCAAAGUAUGUGAAAUCCACCCAUUUCUUAGUUGGUAGAUGUCUACGCGGCUUUCGAUUUCCACCUUCGUGUUGUCGAGCGGAACGACAGCAUGCUGAAAAUUUACUUGCAAUUACUUUAAAGUCAUUUAAAAACGAGUUUGCUGGAACGUAUAUCGAGUUACCUGGGUUAAGCCGUGACCAGUUUCAACAGCUUCCUGAUAUUUUGCAGAACAUAGCAAUCCGUCCUACAAGUUCCACGCUUCAAGCAUGUGGUUCCACACGUGAUUGGCCGCAUGGCAGAGGAGUGUUUUACAAUCAUGACGUAACACUUUUUGCGUGGACAAACCGUGAAGACCACUUGCGCAUUAUGUAUCGUGACCGGCAACUUGAUUUUAUCGAAUCGUUUAGACUAUUUUGCAAAGCAAUGCAUGAACUUGGAGAAAAUUUAACUGAUAAUGGUUUGGAAUUUGCGUUUCACAAUGACUACGGUUACCUCCUAACAUGUCCAAGUGGCAUUGGUACGGCACUUCGUGCUGGUGUUCACAUGAAGUUGCCACAACUUUUACGGGACCAAAGAUUUCGAACUAUAUUGAAAAACCUGCGACUACAUAUGGGAGCAGAAGAUCAAGAAAUGUAUAAAAAAGGAUACGUAGAUGUUUACAACAUGGAUAGACUUGGUAAAAACGAAGCCGAGCUGGUUCAGCAUGUGGCCGACUCAGUACACACGCUUAUUGAAAUGGAAAAGCGUUUGGAGAAGAAAAUAUCUAUAAGUGAGUUGAUAACAGCGCAGGAUAUGGAUUAAAGAAAUAUUUUUAAUUAUAAAAACAAACUUGUUUUAAUGUCAC
Hydractinia symbiolongicarpus is the source of this 1588-nucleotide messenger RNA. RefSeq names its product creatine kinase M-type-like. NCBI's taxonomy places the organism in Eukaryota, Metazoa, Cnidaria, Hydrozoa, Anthoathecata, Hydractiniidae. Gene Ontology annotation, biological process: phosphocreatine biosynthetic process. The transcript has 9 exons. Gene Ontology annotation, molecular function: creatine kinase activity. The record is from RefSeq and is a predicted model, not a curated record. Bases 1 to 1545 code for a protein of 514 amino acids.